This is a messenger RNA of Ochotona curzoniae (black-lipped pika), 2433 nucleotides long. Its product is annotated as protocadherin gamma-B7-like. The record is from RefSeq and is a predicted model, not a curated record. The coding region runs from base 1 to 2433 and encodes 810 amino acids. The transcript has a single exon. NCBI's taxonomy places the organism in Eukaryota, Metazoa, Chordata, Mammalia, Lagomorpha, Ochotonidae. Gene Ontology annotation, biological process: homophilic cell-cell adhesion. Gene Ontology annotation, cellular component: plasma membrane. Gene Ontology annotation, molecular function: calcium ion binding.
AUGGGAGGGAGCUGCGCGCAGAGGCGCCGAGCCGGCCGGCCACAGGUACUCCUCCCCUUCCUGCUGCCUUUGUUCUGCCCCGCGCUCGGCGAGCCGAUCCGCUACUCUAUCCCCGAGGAGCUGGCCAGGGGCUCGGUGGUGGGGAACCUGGCCAAGGACCUGGCGCUCAGUGUGCGGGAUGUGUCUGCUCGGAAGCUGCGCGUUAGCGCCGAGAGCCUGCACUUCCAGGUAGACGCGCAGAGCGGGGACUUGCUUGUGAAGGACCGAAUAGACCGCGAGCAGAUCUGCAAAGAGCGAAAGCUGUGUGAGCUGCAGCUGGAAGCUGUGGUGGAAAACCCUCUGAAUGUUUUUCAUGUCGUUGUGGUGAUUGAGGACAUUAACGACCAUGCUCCUCAGUUCAGUAAAGAUAAAAUAACUUUAGAAAUAAGCGAAUCCGUCAGCCUGGGCAUGAGAACAGUUCUUGAGUCUGCAAAAGAUCCCGACAUUGGUAAGAACUCACUAAGCAAAUACCAACUAAUUCCGAAUGAGUUUUUCUCCUUGGUGGUGAAAGAUAACCCAGAUGGUGGCAAAUCCCCAGAAUUAGUGCUGCAAAAGGCCCUGGACCGAGAAACGCAGAGCGUUCACCACCUGGUGCUGACGGCAGUAGACGGCGGGGACCCGCCCCGAAGCGGCACCGUGCAGAUCCAAGUCCUGGUGGUGGACGCCAACGACAAUCCUCCGAUGUUCAGCCAGGACGUGUACAGGGUCAGCCUCCGGGAAGACGUGCCACCUGGCACCUCCAUUCUGAGGGUCAGGGCCACUGACCAGGAUGAAGGCAGCAAUGCGGAGGUCUCUUACUCCUUCCUAGGAGUGGUUGACCAUGCCCAGCAGGUGUUCUCUCUAGAGCCCGCCACUGGAAACAUUCUAACUCAGCAGCCACUGGACUUCGAGGAAGUAGAAAAAUACACACUGGAUGUAGAAGCAAGGGACAAAGGAGGUCUCUCCACGCAGUGUAAAGUCAUCGUAGAAAUCCUAGACGAAAACGACAACAGCCCGGAAAUCAUCAUCACUUCUCUGUCCGACCGGGUUCUGGAGGAUUCUCCCACCGGAAUGGUUGUGGCUCUUUUCAAAACACGAGACCGAGAUUCGGGGGAAAAUGGAGAAGUCACUUGUAGUUUAAGCAAAGAUGUUCCAUUUAAGAUUCAUUCUUCUUCCAGUAAUUACUACAAGCUAGUAACCGACGGGGCCCUGGACCGCGAGCAGACCCCGGAGUACAAUGUCACCAUCACGGCCACUGACAGAGGCAAGCCACCACUCUCCUCCAGUUCAGUCUUCACCCUGCGCAUUGGCGACAUCAACGACAACGCGCCUGUCUUCCAGCAGCCCUCCUACGUGGUCCACGUGGCAGAGAACAAUCCCCCAGGAGCCUCCAUCGCGCAGGUCAGCGCCUCCGACCCCGAUCUGGGCUCCAAUGGUCAGGUCACCUACUCCAUCGUGGCCAGCGACCUGGAGGCACAAACGCUGGCGUCCUACGUGUCAGUGAGCGCACACAGCGGCGUGCUGUUCGCGCAGCGCGCCCUGGACCACGAGCAGCUGCGCGCCUUCCACCUCACGCUGCAGGCCCGCGACCAGGGCUCGCCCGCACUCAGCGCCAACGUGAGCGUGCGCGUGCUGGUGGGCGACCGCAACGACAACGCGCCGCGCGUGCUGUACCCGGCGCUGGCGCCCGACGGCUCGGCGCUCUUCGACACGGUGCCGCGCGCCGCCGAGCCCGGCUACCUGGUCACCAAGGUGGUGGCGGUGGACGCCGACUCCGGCCACAACGCCUGGCUCUCGUACCACGUGCUGCAGGCCAGCGAGCCCGGGCUCUUCAGCCUGGGGCUGCGCACGGGCGAGGUGCGCACAGCGCGCGCCCUGGGCGACAGGGACGCGGCCCGCCAGCGCCUGCUGGUGGCUGUGCGCGAUGGCGGCCAGCCGCCGCUGUCUGCCACCGCCACGCUGCACCUGGUCUUCGCGGACAGCCUGCAGGAGGUGCCGCCGGACCUGAGUGAGCACGCGGCGCCCUCGGACCCUCAGGCCGAGCUGCAGUUUUACCUGGUGCUGGCCUUGGCCGCCAUCUCCGUGCUCUUCCUGCUCACGGUGAUCCUGGCCAUCGCGCUGCGCCUGCGCCGCUCCUCCAGCUCCGCAAUGGGAGGCUGCUUCCAGCCUGUUGCAUGCUCAAAGUCAGGAGUUUCCCGAUCCUACUGUGAUGGAACAUUACCCUAUGCCUAUAAUUUUUGCGUAUCUGGGGAUCAAACUCAUGCAGAAUUUAAUUUUCUCACAUCUGUUGAUCACUGCCCUGCCGCUCAAGAUAUUCUCAACAAAGAUAGUUCUUCCGUACUGUUGGCUAGCAUUUUAGCUCCCAGUGCUGAAUCAGAUAAGGAAACUACUGAACAGGUACGUAUAUGUGUUUAA